AUGCCGGCUGAUCUGGAAGAUAAGGAGUGCCAACUCGGCGUGAGGUCUGUUUUCACGCCGGCGACAGGGAAAUCCCUUGCCAUGGCGAUAGCUCAGGCGGUUGCGAAUUCUAAUCUGGUAGCAUCGGAACGGGCACUGGACAUGGUAACAGCCAGUGUUGAACGUGGUAUCAAGUAUGCAGGGCUGUUAGCGCUCGAAGGACAGCUAGCCCACGAUCGAAGGGUUCAUCUUUAA
Peronospora matthiolae is the source of this 234-nucleotide messenger RNA. Lineage: Eukaryota; Oomycota; Peronosporomycetes; Peronosporales; Peronosporaceae. The record is from the annotation of a GenBank genome assembly.